This is a messenger RNA of Exaiptasia diaphana, 1473 nucleotides long. RefSeq lists its product as uncharacterized. The coding region runs from base 96 to 1418 and encodes 440 amino acids. The record is from RefSeq and is a predicted model, not a curated record. The transcript is spliced from 3 exons. Gene Ontology annotation, molecular function: alpha-(1->6)-fucosyltransferase activity. NCBI's taxonomy places the organism in Eukaryota, Metazoa, Cnidaria, Anthozoa, Actiniaria, Aiptasiidae. Gene Ontology annotation, biological process: protein N-linked glycosylation.
UUCUUACCUUUGAAUCGUGAUCACAAAGAAAUCAGCGCAUUUAUUGUAACCUGAACCGCCUUAUAUUUCUCRAUAAAGCGUCCCCUCGCACAGUGAUGCCCUACAUGGCACCGGAAUUGAUCACCUUGAGCGCAUGGGCAAUGAAUUCUAAACUCUGCUUGUCACACGAAGGAUCAAGCAUGAACAAGCUGAAAGUAUUACUUGGAGUCUUGAUGGUAUUCAGUGUUAUAGUAUACCUAUGGGUUUACAGAAUACUUCCACGAAAAAACAAUGGUAGGCAAACUCGUGUUGCUUACACGCUGACAAAAACGACAAUAAAUCUUUUCGCAACACAAAACAAAGAAAAAAGAUACAAGGAAAAUUUGCAAAGUCAAUGCGGUUCGGGAUGGCAAGAGCGAUAUAUACGAUUUCACCACCAAGCAAUCGCGAAGCCCUCUAAGCACGACAAGUAUUUAAUUUACUAUUGUGGCGGGAAAAACUACGGUUGUGGUGGUUACGGCAACAGAUUGAAUGCCAUCUCUUCGCUGCUGCUUCUUGCUGUKUUGACCGACAGAGUUUUUCUCAUUGACUGGAAUUACUCCAUUCCUCUUCAAGACUAUUUUCUUCCUGGCCAAAUACGCUGGGAUGUUUCCGUUAAACAUGGAAGACGCAACUUUUGGGGAGCUGGCCGCCCAUCUAAAGUAACYAAAAGCGUAAGGCGGCCAUUUAUCGAACACAGGGACCUAAAACAAUUUGUCAUUGACACCAACUUCGAGUUACACUUUAAUCAACAAGUGGAGGUUGUCACUGCCAUGUGGUACUUUGCCGAAUAUUUAAUAUACAACAAAUACUUAGAAAAAAAGAUUGCCAGAAUGAGAAUAGGAAAUUGGCGUUUUUCUUGGAUUGGUUGCGCAUUUAACUUUCUUUUCACAAAAACACAAAGACUUCAAGAAAGACUUCGGCAAGCGCGGGAAUCGCUAGGAAUGGGUUCGGGCAUUCCUUUUCUUGGAAUUCACAUACGAAUGGGUGAUAAAUCAUUUGGGAAAAUUACAAAGAGGAGCGGAACAAGAACAAAGGAUUACCGGAAAAUAAURAAAUGCGCCCUCGCGCUACGGAGUACAGUUCUUAAAAGUCACCCKGAAGUCAACUAUAUAAGGAUAUUUCUCGCGACCGAUGACAUCAAURUAAAGCGCGUUUUACAACAGCGAUAUAAUAGCAUUCGAGUUCUAAAUGUGACCAUUGAACACACUGCAAUCUUUCGAGAGAAGAGAAAAAUCCCAUCGARAGAAGGCAUGAUGGGAAUGCUUCUAGAACACUUUCUAUUGGCUGAAUCCGACUUCCUUGUAUUGACUCAAAGUUCWUUUGGAGAAACCGCMGCUGGAGUCGGCCUGCAUUCCAGGAAAACAUACGUCUAUGGGGAAAGGUGUAAUAUCACUUAGAGAAACAAAUGCUCAGCAAAAUUAACCACAAUAUAUGCAAUUGUUCCUACUAAAA